Epinephelus lanceolatus (giant grouper) is the source of this 2678-nucleotide messenger RNA. It is a transcript of the gene hnrnpd, whose product is annotated as heterogeneous nuclear ribonucleoprotein D. NCBI's taxonomy places the organism in Eukaryota, Metazoa, Chordata, Actinopteri, Perciformes, Serranidae. Gene Ontology annotation, cellular component: chromatin; nucleoplasm. Gene Ontology annotation, biological process: regulation of gene expression. The record is from RefSeq and is a predicted model, not a curated record. Gene Ontology annotation, molecular function: RNA binding.
ACACGAAGAAGACGCAGUCGCAGAAGGAGAGAGGCUGCGAUGAAAACAAAACGUCGCACACAAAUCACCUGUCAAAUUGUAGCACCUGAAAGAAAUUUGUGCCUCUCUGAAAGCCAGUUUGCCGAAAUUCAAACGCACUUUAUAAUUUAAUUUACUUUAACUAAUUAGAUAGCUCGCUCUAAUUACCGCAAAGAGUUACAGGUAAAGGUACCAAAUAUACUAGCUAGCUAGCGUUAGCUGACAGCUUAGCUUCUGCAGGAAAUUCUGACGUAGCUUGAGUUUAGCAACAACUUCCAAAAGCCAAAACAAUGGCGGACGAUUAUGAAUUCAGCGAUGACGCGACCAUGAUGAGGAUGGAAGAAGAUGGAGAGGCAAACAGUGAUGACCCGAUGUCUGCGGCCGGGGACUCUGGCCCGAUGGGGGGCGAGGCCGAGGGAUCGAGGAUCGACGCCAGUAAAAACGAGGAGGAUGAGGGGAAGAUGUUUGUAGGAGGGCUCAGCUGGGACACCACUAAAAAGGACCUGAAGGAUUAUUUCUCCAAGUAUGGUGAGGUUGUAGACUGCACAUUAAAACUGGACCCCAUGACUGGCCGUUCAAGAGGCUUUGGCUUUGUGCUCUUCAAAGAACCGGAAAGUGUUGACAAGGUCGCCACACAGAAGGAGCAUAAACUCAACGGAAAGGUCAUUGACCCCAAAAAAGCCAAAGCCAUGAAGAGCAAGGAGCCUGUAAAGAAGAUCUUUGUCGGCGGUCUCUCUCCAGACACUCCUGAGGAGAAAGUCAGAGAGUACUUUGGUGCCUUCGGAGAGGUGGAGUCCAUUGAACUUCCCAUGGAGAACAAAACAAACAAAAGGAGAGGCUUCUGCUUCAUCACGUUCAAAGAGGAGGAGCCGGUGAAGGCCAUCAUGGAGAAGAAGUAUCACAAUAUCGGACUAAGCAAGUGUGAAAUAAAAGUGGCAAUGUCCAAGGAGCAGUACCAGCAGCAGCAGUACUGGGGAGGCAGAGGUGGAUACUCCACCAGGUCUCGAGGAAGAGGCGGUGGUCCCAAUCAAAAUUGGAACCAGGGUUAUGGCAACUACUGGAAUCAAGGCUAUGGGAAUUAUGGCAAUUAUGGUUACAGUAAUCAAGGCUAUGGGGGAUAUGGUGGCUAUGACUACCCCGGGUACAACAACUAUUACGGAUACGGUGACUACAACAAUCAAUCUGGUGGAUAUGGCAAGUCGCCACGGCGUGGUGGUCACACCAACAGUUACAAGCCGUAUUAACGGAGGAAACUCAUCUUCAAGUAGCGGAGCUUCCUUGCAGGCCAUGAGCUGACUCCCAGAUACUCUCAGGGCCCGCUCAAUGCGGACCGGGUACGAGAAGCAUACGCUCUCGAAUGCUGCCAUUUGGUAUGGUCUUACAACAUCCUGUAUCAGCAUUUCUAAACUAAACAAUAUGGGACACGUCCAGCUUUGUCAUCUUUCUUUCCAUUUUAAUUUCUUUGCAACUGUUUGUAAUGUAAAACUUAAAAUAUACACAUGUAAUUGUCAUUUUUUCCAGGCCCUUACUCCCCCACAAGUAAUGAUUAUAAAUAUGAAAAAAUAACUAUUUGCUUUUCAAAGGAUACGUACAGCUUUCUCUGGACUUUCCAGUUCCUAUUGUUAAUUUAUAUGCAUUGCUAAUCUUAUCUAAAAUGCUUGUUUCUUUAUUUAGCUCUUGUAGGCAGUAGUCCAUGAGCUAAAACCUGGUUCGUAUUUGGACAAGACUGUGUUGGGGGCAUAAAGUGCUUUUACUUUGUGUAAAUGUAUUGCUCUGUUUUGUGUUACUCACAGCGAUGGAAAAGACUCCUCUUUUGUUAAUUUUCCUGUAACAAAUUUUCCCUUUUAAUAACCUUUUGUAAAACAAGACGUUUCCAGCAUGUAAUGCUUUCUUUAAUGUGUAUUUUUUGACCAAUCGAAGGUUUCUUUCAUUUAGUAUUUUGACGUCUUCGAUUUAUUGCACCUCAGGAUUUCUAGCUUAUGGACUAACUGUUUGUUUUUUAACUGUAAAAGUGUUAAAAUAAUUGUUCUCAGUUUGUUUUUUCUUAUGUUUUUAAAACAUUGGACAUUAUAAACACGGGGGAUUCCUGUUAAUUUUGUGAUAUGACAGUUUUUUAUUCAUCUAUAGCUGAUUUGUUUUUGUUUGUUUCCCAUAGGUGUCAGAGUGAUGACAGGCGGCAGUGAGCUGGUGGAGCGUUGGCCAGACAGAUGAUGGUUCCCAGCAAAGAUCACUAAGCUGAUUGUUAAAACAAAACGAAGAGCACUUUGACCUACAGAACAGUUCCUCCCAUAUUUACCCGAGUAUUUGUUGUAUCUUAAAAACGUUUUGGUGUUUUGCAUUUAUUUAGAUUGCUGCAGAGUUUGAGCAGCUUGCGUUCCUCAUCCCUCCUUGUUUUUGUAUUUAAUGUUCUCAAAUGCUAUUUGUGGAUUUGCUUCAUUUAUUUCAUAACUUAAAUAUUAGCUUGGUUGCAACAGAUCACACAUAUAUCCAGUUUUGUGGUAGUGAAGAAUGCCUGAAAUACGUUGUUGCAGUUUAUCCUCUUUAUCAUAGUCAUCAGUCAUAUAUUACAUAUGUUAUUACAGAGUUUGACAGUCAUAAACACACAGUAUAUACAGUUAAUUGGACAUGAAAUGCGAAAAAAUAAAAAUAAUAAAUGCUCA